AUGCAACCGGACCAAAGUUUGCAGGCAGGUUUUUGCUUCAGAAGAGAGCACAUCUUCACGGCUAUAAUCUUAAACUUAUUUUUAGGUCUAAUCUUUUGCUCGGAAUGCAAUAACAUGCUCUAUCCAAAAGAAGAUAAGGACGGCCGACAGCUACUCUACGCUUGUAGAAACUGUGACUACAAACAGGUGGCUGAAAAUUACUGUGUCUACGUGAAUCGCAUCAUGCACGAAGUCGACGAACUGAGUCGAAUAGUGCCUGACGUGAUUCACGAUCCAACCUUGCCUCGCACCAAGGAGCAUCCUUGUCCUUCAUGUGGCCACAAAGAAGCGGUCUUCUUUCAGGGUCAAUCACGUCGAGCGGAAGACGAUAUGCGACUGUACUACGUUUGCACUGAGGCCAAGUGCACUCACAAAUGGACCGAAUAG
Messenger RNA from Rhagoletis zephyria (snowberry fruit fly), 426 nucleotides. Lineage: Eukaryota; Metazoa; Arthropoda; Insecta; Diptera; Tephritidae. The record is from RefSeq and is a predicted model, not a curated record.